This is a messenger RNA of Mesorhabditis spiculigera, 657 nucleotides long. The record is from the annotation of a GenBank genome assembly. NCBI's taxonomy places the organism in Eukaryota, Metazoa, Nematoda, Chromadorea, Rhabditida, Rhabditidae.
AUGUCGGAGGUGUCGGCCCUGUUCGCCAAGCGCAAGGACAAGCAGAAGAAGCCGAAGGUCGUCUCGAUAGACGCCGUCGCCGAGGUGCUCGUCCGCCACGCCAACAAGACGGAAUUCGAAGCUUUUGCUGAGGUUGAAGACUCGCGCCCAAACGUUGACGCGCCGCCGCUGCGACCCGGCGUUGACACCGAGUGGAUCGACGAAUUUGAGGAUGACUGUGGACGUCUCGAGGGCCUUGGCAUCAAAGACAUGGGCGCCGAGAUCAGCGAGAAGGAGGAAGAAAUGUUCCCGACAAUCGGCGCCGCCGUCGAGAUGGAGAAGCAACACAAGGACGACAAGAAGAACCCGUGGACUUCCGUGGAGCAGCCGCCGGCCUCGGGCGGAAGAUACGUGCCGCCGAGCAGGCGAGGCGAUGAUGACGCCGAUUUUGCCGCUACCCGCCGGGCUGAAAAGGAAGACGCCAUCGCCGCCGCCCGCGCCAUGACGCGCACGCCGACGCCCAGCGCUCCACGCCCCGGCCCGGCCGUCGACUCGAAGCCCAGCGCCCCUCCCGCCCAAGUUGACGCCAAGCCGGAAAAGAAGGCCGAAGCCACGCCUGAAGAAACGAAGCCCGCCGCCGCUCCCACCAAGCCCAAAUACGUGCCGCCACAUUUGCGC